GAGAGUGAGAGAGAGAGACCGGGAGAGCUUUUAAGGGAUUUGACAUACGAUUUUCUGUCUGCACCUCGCCGGACUACAGCGGCAUUUUAAUAUGAUUUUUAACGCGAUUCCUCUAAACCUCUGACGCUCAAGUUACUGCGUGUUUUUACAAAAACAGAAACCGAUAUAUUUUAGUGCAUGGCAGAACAAAAAGUCUCGCGCUUUCACGUUUGUGCUCACGUAUAGUUAAACUGACACAGUAUUCAACAUGCACAUAAUUAAUUACUUUAUUGUGCUUUAUUUUUCUUCCUGUGGAUUACGAAGUGUGUCACUGCAGAAUGGACCAGCUUUGCAUUAGGAAGACCGUCUAUAGUGAUCAUGUGGCUACGCAGAUUGAGUUAUCUCAGUGCACGGAUAGCGGUUGCAGGUUCACACAAGAGGAGGAUUUGCACUGAAUAACAGUCCCCUCUUCACAUGUAUUCUAAACAACUUAAAGUGUAUGCAGAUGCAGUUGAUAAUGUCAGCACCUUACAAACCACGAAAACAAUUGAGAACAUUGAAGGAAGGGAGGAUUCCCUCCUUACAACUUUGCCUUUUUUGGUUUAUUGGGGCAUGUUUUUGUCUUGAAGUUCUCGGCCAUCAGGGGACUCAACCACAUUCUAUCAAAAUAGAAGGAGAUAUUACACUUGGAGGCCUCUUCCCCAUUCAUGCUAGGGGACCAGCUGGUGUACCAUGUGGAGAAAUUAAAAAAGAGAAAGGGAUUCAUCGCAUGGAGGCCAUGCUUUAUGCUUUGGACCAAAUCAACAGUGACCUGGAGUUGCUCCCCAAUAUCACACUUGGUGCACGAAUUCUUGAUACUUGCUCUCGGGACACAUAUGCAUUGGAGCAGUCUCUUACCUUUGUCCAGGCCCUUAUACAGAAGGACACAUCAGAUAUUCGCUGCUCGAAUGGUGAGCCACCACUAAUAAGGAAACCUGAAAGAGUGGUGGGAGUCAUUGGGGCAUCAGCCAGCUCUGUGUCUAUCAUGGUGGCGAAUGUAUUAAGGCUCUUUGCGAUCCCUCAAAUCAGCUAUGCAUCCACUGCUCCUGAACUAAGUGACAACAACCGCUAUGACUUCUUCUCACGUGUUGUGCCGCCCGAUUCUUACCAGGCUCAGGCUAUGGUGGACAUUGUGAAGGCAAUGGGUUGGAACUAUGUGUCAACAUUGGCUUCAGAGGGCAAUUAUGGUGAAAGUGGAGUUGAAGCCUUUGUACAGAUCUCACGAGAAGCAGGUGGUUUAUGUAUUGCUCAGUCUCUCAAAAUACCAAGAGAGCCCAAGCCCGGUGAGUUUGACAAGAUCAUCAAACGCCUAAUGGAAACUUCUAAUGCUCGUGGGAUCAUUAUGUUUGCCAAUGAAGAUGACAUUAAACGUGUCCUAGGGGCAGCAAAGAAAGCAAACCUGACAGGCCACUUCUUGUUCGUGGGGUCGGACAGCUGGGGAUCAAAGAUUACUCCCAUUUUGGACCAAGAAGAUGUGGCAGAAGGAGCAGUUACCAUACUUCCAAAGAGAGCAUCAAUUGAGGGGUUUGAUCAAUAUUUCACAACACGUUCUUUAGAAAACAACCGCAGAAACAUCUGGUUUGCUGAGUACUGGGAAGAUGAUUUUAAAUGCAAACUUACUCGCCCUGGCAGUAAGAAUGAUAAUGGACGGAAAAAAUGUACAGGGGAGGAGCGCAUCAGUCGAGAUUCGCCCUAUGAACAGGAAGGCAAGGUGCAGUUUGUGAUUGAUGCAGUCUACGCCAUGGCUCAUGCAUUGCAUAACAUGCACCUGGAUUUGUGCCCUGGUGCCACAGGGGUGUGUGAGAAAAUGGACCCAGUUGAGGGGAGAUUAUUACUACAGUAUAUUCGUGCUGUCAACUUUAAUGGCAGUGCUGGCACAGCUGUCAUGUUUAAUGAAAAUGGAGAUGCCCCUGGACGUUAUGACAUUUUCCAGUAUCAGAUGUCUAAUACUAGUAUCUCUGGGUACAAAGUCAUUGGUCAGUGGACCAACCAACUCAGGCUGAAUGUAGAGGAGAUGCUGUGGUCUGGGGGAGAACAAGCAAUCCCAGACUCUGUAUGUAGUUUUCCCUGCAACCCUGGCGAAAGAAAGAAGAUGGUGAAAGGUGUUCCUUGCUGCUGGCACUGUGAACUAUGUGAUGGCUACCAAUACCAGUCUGAUGAAUUCUCUUGUGAAAUGUGUCCUUUUGAUAUGAGGCCCACUGUGAAUCGCACUGCUUGCCGGCCAACUCCCAUUAUAAAACUUGAAUGGCAUUCUCCAUGGGCAAUGCUACCAAUGUUCUUGGCUCUACUGGGCAUCCUAGCAACUACAUCUGUUGUUGUAACCUUCAUUCGCUUCAAUGACACACCAAUAGUGCGGGCAUCUGGCCGAGAGCUGAGCUACGUGCUACUUACUGGGAUAUUCCUCAUCUAUGUUAUGACUUUCCUCAUGAUAGCGGAGCCCGGGGCUGUGGUGUGUGCUUUCCGAAGGCUAUUUCUUGGGCUGGGAAUGUGUAUCAGCUAUGCAGCAUUGCUCACAAAGACCAAUCGCAUUUACCGUAUUUUUGAACAAGGAAAGAAAUCGGUCACACCUCCCAGAUUUAUCAGUCCAACUUCCCAGCUAGUGAUUACCUUCAUUUUGAUUUCAUUACAGGUCCUCGGAGUGUUUGUCUGGUUUGGUGUAGUACCUCCACAUACAAUCAUUGACUAUGAGGAGCUGCAUCCACCAAACCCAGAGUUGGCUUGUGGGAUUCUCAAAUGCGACAUGUCUGACUUAUCACUAAUCUGUUGCCUCAGCUACAGCAUUGUGCUCAUGGUGACAUGCACAGUAUAUGCAGUCAAGAGUCGUGGAGUUCCAGAAAACUUUAACGAGGCAAAGCCUAUUGGUUUUACCAUGUAUACAACAUGUAUAAUCUGGCUGGCUUUCGUGCCCAUCUUUUUUGGUACUUCACAGUCUACUGAAAAGAUGUUUAUUCAGACCACUACACUGACCAUUUCCAUGAGUCUCAGUGCAUCUGUAUCCCUUGGUAUGCUUUAUAUCCCUAAGGUCUACAUCAUUCUGUUCCACCCAGAGCAAAACGUACAGAAGAGGAAACGCAGCUUCAAGGCCGUGGCCCAGGCAGCCACCAUGUCCUCCAGACUAUCACAAAAAUCCAAUGAUAAGCAAAAUGGUGAAGCAAAGCCUGAGGAGGGCAAGGAUAGUAAGUAACUUCACAAGCAUUCCUAAAAUGGCAUACAUUAACUACAGCAAUCCAGACAUUUAAGCAUGAGGAUCAGUAGAAGGAGAAGGCAGAAGAGAACCAUCCAAGUCAAUUGAUGGCCCUCUGACAAGUAGCUGACAAUGGCAGUGGUGCUCCUGUAAAAGACGCUCCAGAAAAUGUUGUUUAACAACUAGAAACCUUCUUAAAACUUUUAAGGAAUGCUUUUUGUUUAAUAAUAAUUCUUUAUUUAUUUGUCACAUACAUAGUUAUACAGGACAACAUGCAGUGAAAUGCAUCUUGUUGCUUGAAUGUUAACUGAAAAACAAAUUUCCAAAGCCUUUGACAACCAAGAAAAUGAAAGUACAAAGUUAGUGGUACCUUAUCCCUAGAAUACACCAUUUAGGGUUUCUUGUAAAUAUAAACUACAAAGUAAGUAAAAAAAAUAUAUGAUAAAUAGUUUUGCCCAAGUUCAUAUUCCCUUUCCCAGUCUCCUUUGUAACAUUAAAUAAAGGUUGUUGUUCUGUUGGUUUGCUCAUUCAGUUAACUUAAACAUACAAA
This is a messenger RNA of Erpetoichthys calabaricus (reedfish), 3752 nucleotides long. It is a transcript of the gene grm6a, whose product is annotated as glutamate receptor, metabotropic 6a. The record is from RefSeq and is a predicted model, not a curated record. Gene Ontology annotation, biological process: G protein-coupled glutamate receptor signaling pathway; regulation of synaptic transmission, glutamatergic. Gene Ontology annotation, cellular component: membrane. Gene Ontology annotation, molecular function: adenylate cyclase inhibiting G protein-coupled glutamate receptor activity. Lineage: Eukaryota; Metazoa; Chordata; Cladistia; Polypteriformes; Polypteridae.